UUUCAUUUUCUUUUCAGUAUUCAAAACAAUUUAAAUAAAAUAAUGUCGUCAACUUUGUUUAUUUACUUGCUGAUAGCCUCUAUAAAUAUGAGCCUCAUAAUUUUUAGUUUGGCAAACCUUCAACAAUCUUCCAAGAUUGCGUCGCAAGUGCUUAUAAUAUCACUGAUGUUGGAAGCGUUUUACUACUAUUGGCAUGGACAUAAAGUUAUGCAUCAGAGCCAGUGUGUAAGCGCGGCGGUGUACGACUCUGCCUGGGUGGACAAGAGCCCUAGAGUCCGUCGCCUAGUCUACAUCAUGUCCUCGACGGUCAACAGGAAACUAGUUUAUAAAGCCGGCCCGUUCAAUGAAGUUAACGUUACAACUUAUAUCCAGAUCUUGAAAGUGACCGUUAGCUUUUACAAAUUAAUGUGUGACACAAACGUGUACAGAUCCUAGUAUGCAGCUCCCCAAAAAAUUACAGGUUAAGGUACUAGGCGGCAUCAACAACGCCAGCGGGUGGACCGGGCAGCCACAGCCCUUUGUAGUUACACUAAUUUAUGUUUGGACAAUAAAGAAUUAAAUAAUAAUAAAUAUUCUCAUUACCUACAGUACAGGUAACCUACCUUUCAUCCCUAAUGGGAAAGCCGACUAGCCGAGUAAAUCCGGAACAAUGGGAGAUUUGUCACCAUAGACAACAACCAUAGACAAACACCGAUUAUAGAUGGCGCUAGUAAAGCUUCAUAAUACUCAACAGCACUGCAUAUAUUUUUUUAGCCGUCAUGGAUUCCAGUCCUUUCAGCCAAUACAAAAACCCAAUGGAUAUGAGUUCAACCAUAUGCAAUAACUAGCUGUUAUAUUAUGCAUAAUAUCCGGAAAUCCUAGGAAAAUCUACCUACCAUAGACAAGGCGACGACGACACGACGACGCGGGGAUAUGCUGAAGCUGAGGCAUUCAUGACACCCUACUUCUCGUCAUAAUGAAGGAGGGCACAAGACUGGCAAAAAAAAGAGUUGAAAGUCAAAAAGGAACAUUUUAUUAGAAAAUAUAAGACUAACUUUUGAUUAUUUUGUCUGAUUGUUAAGUACUUAAAAAGGUACAAAAAAAAUCUAAUCUAUAUCACUAUAUUGUAAAAAACAAUGACUAAUAUCUAAUAAUCAUCCUCUAAUAAUCUAUUUUUAACCGUGGUCGCUUGUCAGGCACGCCAUCUAACGGCUUAUCUUACAAAAACUCAACUGGCAGCUGUCAAGGAAAACUGAAGACUUUCGAAUCCAUAAAGUAUAAAAGUGUUCGAUAGGCACAAAUGUCGAUACGUGACUCGUGAUUCCAAAAUAACUACUACUACC
Molecule: messenger RNA, 1322 nt
Organism: Plutella xylostella (diamondback moth)
Lineage: Eukaryota; Metazoa; Arthropoda; Insecta; Lepidoptera; Plutellidae
Biological process (GO): detection of chemical stimulus involved in sensory perception of smell; sensory perception of smell
Cellular component (GO): plasma membrane
Molecular function (GO): olfactory receptor activity; odorant binding
Source: RefSeq, a predicted model, not a curated record